Numida meleagris (helmeted guineafowl) is the source of this 9058-nucleotide messenger RNA. It is a transcript of the gene SYTL5, whose product is annotated as synaptotagmin like 5. The coding region runs from base 817 to 3111 and encodes 764 amino acids. Gene Ontology annotation, biological process: intracellular protein transport; exocytosis. Gene Ontology annotation, molecular function: small GTPase binding; phospholipid binding; neurexin family protein binding. The record is from RefSeq and is a predicted model, not a curated record. Lineage: Eukaryota; Metazoa; Chordata; Aves; Galliformes; Numididae. The transcript is spliced from 19 exons. Gene Ontology annotation, cellular component: plasma membrane; exocytic vesicle.
GUGGGGCCAGGCCCUACGAGCGCGGGGGCAGAGGGGCAGCCGAGCUUCCUGCCGCCGAGGGGCACUGCGGGGCGUCCGGGGCUCUGCCGGCGGCAGCCAGGGAGGUGCGGGCGGAGCGCGGCGCGCAGCUGCCGGGCGAGCCCAGGCGGGGAGGGGGUGAGGCUGGCGGGCUGCCGCAGGGCUGCACCUGCUGGAGCCUGGCUGCGUGUGUGUGUGCGCCGGGGACUGCACCCCGCCGGGGCUGGAGUAGUACUUUGCCUCUCCGCCCCGGAGAGCUGCGGAGUUGACAUCAGCAGUCUUUCGCCGUCUCGGCUGCAGCGGGGAUGCUGAUAAAUACGCGCACUUCUCCUCUCCUGCUGAGGUUCUCGCAUAUGAGGAGGGGAGGAGUGGAAGGAGGAGCAGAAUGACGUUUCAUCAAGUAUUGCUCUCAGAUAGUUUGAAGUAAAUAUACCCAGCUAUUCUGUGGCACUGAACUACAGUUAUACCAGGAAGUUGAUUCUGCAGCUGCUUAUGAAUGCAGUGUGAAGGCCUGCAGUGUGCCGGAGAGCAUCGGCCAGGACACAAGGAAAUUCAGUAACCAGGAAAAUGAAUGGCUUUUUCGAGGAAGAAAGAAAGAGGAAACCUCUAUGUUUUGUGUAGUUGGAAGGCAAAGCAAUACAACUUUGACACCUGGUUAGCUUAAAGAAGCAUUUUUUGAAAUACCUCCUGACUGUAAAUCUUGUAACUCAGACACAGAAGUGCCUUUGGACCUUUGCAGAUAAUUCAUUGGAAGAACUGAUCAGACAAAGCACUCACUGAAAGUGUCAUUGAAGAAUCAUGGCGAAGCACCUGGAGAUCAUCAAUCUGUCGUUUCUGUUGGAACAUGAAAGGGAAAUGAUACUGGGAGUAUUGAAGAGAGAUGAGUAUCUGAAAAAAGUUGAAGACAAAAGGAUAAGGAAACUGAAAAAUGAGCUUCUGGAAGUGAAAAGGAAAGGUGGAAACCGACACUGCCAACAGGACAACAGCAGAGUCUGUGUUCGCUGUCAGAAAGGCCUGGGCUUUAUAUUUGACAGAGGAGAUGUGUGCCAGACCUGCAAACUUCGAGUCUGCAAUAAGUGUCGUGCAGUGGGAACUGAUGGGCAGUGGAAGUGCUCAGUGUGUGCCAAGAUUGCACAACUAAGGAUAGUGACAGGAGAAUGGUUUUUUGAAGAGAGAGCAAAGCGCUUCAAACAAUCAAAUCUUGGAACCGAUGUUGUCAGACAGUCCAUCCUGCGCAAGUCCCCAGAUACAAUUUCCAGUAAGGAAGAGGAAAGAACGUUCAAAGAUCAGCACCAAGAGAAUGAAGAAAAAGAAGUAUCAACCUCCUCCAUUACUGGGCAUAAAUCAAUCUUUGGCGGACCUAGAAAGAUAGGGAAGGUAAUUAGGGCAGCUACCAAAGGAGAAAUUACAAUUGCAAAAGAUGAAGGUGGAAGGAGCAUAGGCUCCGAAGCUGAAAGCCAAAGCCUGCACAGUAGCAAGUCAACACCUUGUUCUGAGAGAGGAAGCACUCUUUCGCUGAACAGCAGCGAAACAGAAGCAGCUGCAGGCCAUCUGAGAGGGGCUAUGGGCCCUGCAAACAGAAGCAGUGCUUCCAUAGCUUCCCUCCCGAGGUCACCGGCACUGAGCACACGCAGCAUGACUGCAGAUUACAGCAGGGACACUGGCCUGGAAAAUGGCAUGAUUAUUCCAGCAAGUGAAAGUGUACCAGAAGAUUUAGUAAAGAAGCACCGUAGGAAAGCAUCUGGAACACCUUCCAUUGCAGUUUCUAGAGUAUCUUUGUCAUCGGACCGUAGCAGAUCUGAGAUAGAUUUGAGUGAAUCUCUCUCUGAAGGAAAACAGGAUACCUUGAGCAUAAGAAGCAAAUCUGUACCUAGCACCUUAGAUGAGGAGCUGGAUUAUCUGGAUGAAACAGAAGAAGAUACUGAUGACAUAGUGGCCUCUUGUUAUUCAAGGAAACAUGGACAUCUGACAAGUGGAUUAUCAAGAAACUUCCCAGAAGGCUCUGACAGAAAAUGGAACUACUUAAACGUGCCUGAAACAGACGGUGAUACUACCAGCAUUAACAGCAUGCUGAGCGUAUACAGUGAAACUGGUGACUAUAGCAACGUGAAGGUCAGUGGUGAAAUCCUUCUCCAAAUCAACUACAGCUACAAAACAGGUGCUCUCAACAUCCUGGUGAAGAGUUGCAGAAACCUGGCCAUUGUGGAUGAGAAAAAGCAAAGGACUGAUCCAUACGUCAAAGCAUACCUGCUGCCUGAUAAGUCCCGCCAAAGUAAACGCAAGACCAAAAUUAAGAGUAACAGCACCAAUCCAGAAUUCAAUGAAACGCUGAAGUAUGUCAUCAGUCAUACACAGCUAGAAACCAGGACCCUGCAGCUUUCUGUCUGGCACUAUGACAGAUUUGGACGCAACAGCUUUCUUGGAGAAGUGGAAAUUCCAUUUGAUUCCUGGAACUUCGAAAAUCAGGGCGAUGAGUGGUUUGUGCUCCAGCCCAAGGUGGAGAUUGCAACAGAUGUCGGGCUUCAAUACAAAGGAGAACUGACAGUUGUUUUACGUUACAUUCCCCCAGAGAUAAACUUGAUGCUUCCUCUAGGACAGUUUCAAGGAAAGAAGAGUUUUAAAAAAGGAAAAAAGGGAGAGAAUCACCUGCCAUCUGGAGGUAUAUUAGAAGUCCUCAUCAAAGAAGCUAAGAAUUUAACAGCAGUGAAAUCAGGAGGCACAUCAGACACAUUUGUAAAAGGGUACCUACUCCCAGAUGACAGCAAAGCUACAAAACACAAGACUCCCAUAAUAAAGAAGAAUGUGAACCCCCAGUGGAAUCAUACAUUUGCUUUCAGUGGCUUGAAUUUCAGGGAUAUACAUAAUGUCUGCCUAGAAUUGACUGUAUGGGACAAGGAGUCGCUUUCCAGUAAUAUUUUUCUGGGAGGAGUUCGUUUGAGUACUGGAAGUGGUGUAAGUAAUGGCAAGGAGGUUGACUGGAUGGACUCUCAAGGAGAAGAGCAGCACCUCUGGCAGAAGAUGAUUGACAGUCCUGGAACUUCUGUGGAGGGGAUAUUAAUGUUGAGAUCCAGCAUGGGAAAACGCAGACUCUGAAAGACUCUCUACUACUGAGGGGUAGCACAAGUACUUAUUUCAGUUGUGUUCAGCUCUUGUCAGUUUGCCCAUUUGAAAAAUGGGUAAGGGUUGUACUCUUUGCCUUGGAUAUUAAGGCUUCAUGUGAAAUUUAAUGCAUUCUGCACUUUCAUGCAUGAAUUUUUAACCCAGACUUUUUGAACAGAUUAUGUUUCUCCUGAAACCUUUGAGAACAUGACCCUCUACAGAGAUCGAUCGGACUGGCUUUCUUUGUCCCUUCUGGUGACUGGUGGUGUACAGCUGAUGAACACUGCUGGUGGGGGACAUGGAGUGAGGAAAUUCUCUAAGUAGCCAUUUAGGAAGUAAGUGUGUAGUACGUAUCUACUUCUGGGUCAAAGAUGGCCUAGAAGACAGGAGUGAUUCAAUACAUGCAGAUUCAGAAUGAGUCUGUGCUUUGUUAUUUGGAAGACAGUAAGCCAUAAUGUUUGGAAGGCUAAUGUUUAUUUUUCAUGUUUGCUUGUUGGGCGGUGCACUGUGCAGGAUGGCAGGAGUGGAACCAAGUAGCUCACUAAGGAAGGCCAGUUGGCUGGCCAGCUGCUCAGUAGUCAGCAGAUGAAGGGGUAUAGAGUGCUGGUGUUUGGGCAUUCUCUUGGUUGUUUAGUGCACUGUAUAAAAGGUAGACUUGGCUCAGUGUGAUCAAAGAUCUCUAACGAAAAUAAAUCAUAACAAAUCCUAAAGACUUCCCAGAACUGUGUGGUAUUACCACGUUUUUCAUUUCAGUUGACAGCUCUAUCUAAGAUCUUUCAAUGUCAUUGAACAGAAGGAAUAUAUUUACAUGCCUGUCUCACCUGAUGAGUCAGUGAGGUGAGACAUAUACUGGUUUGGGGCAAUAGUUAGCUAAGACCUUGACUCAACAGAGUGUGUAGUGAAGUGACGGGAUUAAUGCACAUUUCAGAAUGCUUUGCACAACUGUGGAAUUUUUUUCAGAAUGGGCUGGGAUCCUGCUGAAGUGUGCUCGUGCAUGUUACUUAUUAAACAGAGCAGGAUUUUUCUCCUCAAUUUUCCUCCAUAAGUUAGCAGUAGAUUUAAUAAGAGUGGAUUUUGGCCAAUUCAGUCAUUAAUCUUACUAACCACAAGUGUUUAAGAGUACUUUUGCCAUUUGGUUUCCUAAAGUGAUCUUUAUACCUGCUUAGAUCUGCCAUUCUCUGAGGACUUGCAACGUUGUACGUGAAGAGAUGCUGUUUUGUAUCAUCGUGGGUUACCGCAGCAUUAUAAACAGUAGUAUUAACAUAAUAAGAUAGAAUUAUAAUCUUUUUCAAGGACAGAAGGAUGACUGUUUGCAAGAUUGUAUAAUAAUACAAUUGCGUGGCUUGUAAUUGCUCAGGGUGUGAAACAAAGGAGGACAAGUAAACUGAAGGAACAACAUUUCCUUUGAGUCUUUCAGAAUUGGAACAUAGCUUCCUGUCUGAACUAUUUGAAAUUAAUCUAUAGCUAUACUUACUCCUUAUUUAUUUUUCCCCAAAUAUCUUAUUUUGGAAGCAAUAUCAUAGUUGUACUAAGGAAACAAAUUUGAAUAUUUAGAACCAUAAUCCUUACAUAAAAUACCGAGGGGAAAAAAAAGCUUUCAGAGGACGUAUCUUUUCCUGUAGGUCAAAACAGCAGUAUUCAAAGAUUUCUGUGAAGAAUAAAGGCCAUAAAAUCCAAUUUGUGAGAGAGAGAGAAAUGCUGUUCCUCACAAUGUAAAAGUUGCAGGAAAUCUAGAUUGAACUAAAUGGAGAACUGACAGCUAAGUAUAGGUUAAAAAUUUUUCAUCUGUAGCGGUCCUGGUGUUAGUCACCUAAGUGGUUUUUUUUGAGCUGAAUCCAAAACCUUAACAUUUAAUGUCCAUUCCUUCCCGCUACUCCAUCUUCCCACCCUACCACCCCCCCCAAAAAUAAAUUAUACUGGUUUUGAGGGGCUUGAAACUGCAGGGCAGUUUGCAAGAGGUCUUUAAAAAUACUAAUAUUAUCAGAUAAAUUUGUUUUUGUAUAUUUUUUGUUAAAAAUAUAAUCUCAGUUUUAAUAAAAAACAAUCUGAUUAUAAAUACUUUCUAUUAAAAUUCUGAUAUGAAUUUAAGCAGUCACUGGAAGUAAUGUUUUUUCUCAGUUUGAGACCCCUAAUUUUCAGAAAUUACCAAGUUGACUUUAAAAAUAGAGUUUGUAUUUAGGAAUCCCAUGCUGGGAAUCAAAUGUCAGUAGUUGUUCAAGAAAACCAACUUCAUUUUCCUUCAUCUGUUCUUCAUUUCUAUCUGCAGUCCUGUUCAAACUGGGCAGUGAAGCAAGCUUAGUGCAGGUAUAGUCUGCUUUUCAUCUUAUGCUGCAGAUGCUGUGAGCCAAUAAAGCAGAGCACAAAUAUAAAGCACACACAUUUUAUGAUCUUCCUUUUAUCAUUAUAGUCUUUCUUUCAAUAUUAGAUUUUUUUUUUUUUGUAUCUGCAUCCCCAAAGGGAAAUCAAACCUUACCUUUGGCACCAAAGCUACCUUUUAUUUAUUUCUCCACAAGCCAGCUGAUGUGGGGGAACAAGCUUGAUUUUUCACUUGCUGGAAGUUGAUUUAAGAAGAUAAAUCUGAUUAAGACAGUGAUUCUUCAGGAUAAAAUUCCAGGUGGGGUUAAAGGGGAACAGUGGGCAGUCUGAUGGGUUGUUUUUGUUUCAUUUUGGUGUCAGAACUAGGAAAAUAGUGACACAAUAAAUCUACGAAGUUGGGCCCCAAAAUUGAAACCUUUUUCUCUCACCAAAUUGAAAACCUUAAAAUAAUUGGGAACGGAACUAAACCUUUUACUAAAAAUGGAGUAUAAGCAUUUUCACAAUUUUGAAGGGUAUUUUCUAACCUUCGAAGUGUUAGCGUUGUAACUAAAUCUAGUCUUGCUUUGAAUGGAAGAAGUCUAUGCUAUAUUACUUCAGCUUCUGCCCACAUUUGUCCCAUUUUUAGGUCCUAUGUUAGAGUGGGAGAUAAAUAUACUCAUCUGGAAAGCAUCACCUGUCUCAUAUAGCUUUUGGAAGGGCCAAAAUACUACUCUGAACCUGCAUCUAAAAGCAUAGGCCAGGCUAUGAAUAGUCUCUAGAUGUCACCUGCAGUUCAGUGUAUAAGAGAAACAAUUUCAACUGGGAAUUUAAUUCAGCCAAAGCAGUGAGUGUUGUUGGCCAUUGAUGGGAUUUGGAGUAGUGCAGUGAAAUUAACUCCUAGGUUAGCAGUGGUGAUUCUGCAUUAUGGUAGCGUACAAUGCAUAUCAUAAUCUGCCUCAGAUGAGCCUCAGAGAGAUGAUGAUCAUCAGUAUAGACACUGGAGUAAUUUGGCUGUUCUGUGAUGUUAUCAGCAGGUUUGUAGAAGGCACUUGAUUUGUGGAAAAUGUCACAUUUAAUUAUCUCUGUUAUAUCCUUGUUCUCUUCCUUUGCAAAAAUGAUUUACUGUUUAGAAAAAGCACGAGAUGAUUAACUGCAGAUGUGAUUUCUUGCUUCCGAGAUGUUGGAGCAAAUGGCCUAUAACUGUGUGUCAUCACGUACCAUGCUUUACUAUGCUGAACAGAAAUAUGGAAAGCCAGGAGCCAGGCUAAAGCCUUCUAUGUUUAUAUAUGUUUGUGGUAUCGAAGGUGCUUGGAUGGUUCAUUUAAGACUAAUUUUUAGGAGUAAAGAGUCAGUUCUAACACUUGAUUCAUAAAUUCCGAUCUUGAGUAAUCAGACACAGGAGAGCUGAUAUUUUAAAAAUAUUUCCCCAUACAGACUUGAAUAACUAAAGAUGCUUCAGUGGAGGAGAAAUUUUCUCUACAGUGGUUUUUGAAAAUGUGAAACACGAUGCAUUCUACUAGUGGUGUAACUACAGGGCUUUCAUCACUGUCUUUCCCCCCUUGAUACUAGAUUCUGAGGGUUUGACCCAUUAAGGCAAAAUAAGAGUACAACGUGGGCUGUAAAACUUCAAGUGAAGACAGUAAAUACAUCCCUAGACAGUGUGGUUAUUGCCAGUAUCCAUCAGGAAGAGCUGAUGCUGAGGGCUUCCAAGCCCUGCCAUCAGGCUUGAUUAUUCAGACCUGUUCUCUGGAAGCUUCUCUACUCUACUUAUUACUUGCAUGGGGACUUCAGGACUCUAAAAGUCAGUGAUCUUGCUUGCGUGUUUAGAUGCUAAAAUCGGUUCUGAUAGCCUCUCCUUCUCCUCCAUCUCCAUCACAUUACCAUCUUCCUCUGCUAAUCCAAGUGCUGUUUCCUACCUUAAAUGCCUUUUAGAGACCACGUUUUGACCUUUCUCUCCCAGCUGGAUGCUCAACAGUUGGUUUGUGAGAGAAGGCAGUGGGAUAGUGAGUAUGCUUUGAUCACAGUGCAUUAGAUUGGAAACUUACUGUUCUGUGUCUCUUCCAAUAGAGAUUUUGCUAGGGUAGCAUAAAUCAUGGAAUUACGGAGGUUGGAAAAGACCUUCAAAGAUCAUCACAAGUCCAACCAUUAUCCUGAUCUUCUAUCGCUAAACCAUGCCUCUUCGUGCCACAUUCAUGUCUCUUUGGUACCUCCAGAGAUGGAGAAUAAGUAUUUUGAAGUAUUGUUUUUUAUUUUCUUUUCCUUCCUGGUUAGGCCCUGUGCGAUACAAGUAGAUGAAGUUGUAUUCUGCAAAACAUGAACUAAACUGCAACAGCAGAGCAGCUGUUGAGCAUCAACUGGUGCUAAUUGAUAAAGUGGGGUAACAUUAGGGUUGCAUAGAGGCUGGCAUUGUUUUGACUUCACAAGAGCGCAUUGGCCAACUUCAGGCAUGUAAAGCUUGCAGUUUGCUAUAGAGUCGAUGAAAAUAAAGUCUGAGUCCUGUUUUCAUGGCUGUCUAGUCUGUGAGUUCACAUAGGACAGUAAGGGUUAUACCUGAAUCUUUGCAGGAUCUCUUCCCUCCAUCCUUCCCUUCAGUUCAGCAGUCCCCACCAGUUUAUUGUUCAAGAUUCUGUCAGUUUGUCAAACUAUGACUCCAUGUGCCACCUCAACAUUAAUCUCUGGUACCCAGAAGGAGGCAGUGUGCAGUAGUUAAGGGGUAGCUCCGCUUACUCUGAUCUGUGUGAGGUAAAAACUGAAUUUGUCCUUUCCUAACAUCCAGUAUUGAUUUUCAACAAUGACAGAAAUAGCCAUCUCCUGAGAGAUGGUACGUGCACUUUGUAAACUUUUCUUUUGAUACGGUUUUUGAAGAUGGUUAUUAUUUAAUUAUUUUUAUAUGUAGAAAUAUGAACAUUAGAGGACCUUAAGAGAAAUGAUGGUAAGAACAUGUGAUUAAAUCCGAAAUUGGAUGCAGACUUUAAUUUGCAGAGAUGUUUUUUUUACCUUGGCAUGAGGCACCGAGAGUCAUGCUCGCAGAGCCUUACCACUGUGUCCCGUGAAUUUCCUGCCUGGUGAUUUCAUGUUUGCAAAUGCUGUUUGAUAAUAAGUGAUAAUAAGACAGUGUUAAUUAUACCGUGUAUAUUGACACUGGAAAGUGAAUCUCUAUUUGCUUGUAUAGGUGUUCUUAGGUUGCUUUUGCGACUCACCCUUGCUGCAUCACGGCCCUUUAUGUAGGAUCGCUAUGUCAGCAAUUCUGCUCUGUGGCAAUAACCUACCUAUGGCUUUGCACUAGUGCUCUUGAGAGUUGGGUGUGUAUUUUUGAGGGUGGCUCUUAUCACUGGGGUUUGCUUAAAGCCAGAUGUAGUCCUUUGAUGCAGCAAAUUGGGAAUGCCAUACAUCCCUCUUACCGCCUUUGUUCUGAUUAAAAAUCUGUUGCUCGCUAUUUAUUUGGUUAUUCUGCUGGAUAUGAACAGUAGUAGCAGUAAGUGGCAUUGCAGUGUGUUAAGUUCUGCCCAAGUUCACGUGAAGCGUUUCCUGCCCAGAACAUUUUGCACUGUACGUUCAGUUUUGUGGACAAAAAUGGCUGGUGAUACAUUUGCAGUGGUUGUCAAGAGUAUUGUUCUGCCUUUUAAAAUUAAAAUUAUGGAACGUU